AUGGAACACAUUACCGAAAGGAAAAAAUAUCACAUAAAUGUCACCACCGAAAACUCUUUUGCCUCUCUACCGGAUGACGACGAAGGAACAUCGCUAUCAGCCACUUUGUUAAACCGGAGCUGCCCUAACUUAAAUACAAAUGUGUACCAGGAAUUAGAAGAACAUAAAUUACAAUUGACUGAAAUGCAAAAACAACUCCAAAUUACUGAAAAUGAACUUGAAGAGUUACUGUCGGAAAACAUAAAGCUAAAAGAAGAACUACAAACAUGCAGAAGGAAAAACGCUAGUCUUAUCAAGUUUGGAAAUUCACCGACACCAAGUCAUAAACAUAAAAAAAAAUUAUAA
Parnassius apollo (apollo) is the source of this 345-nucleotide messenger RNA. NCBI's taxonomy places the organism in Eukaryota, Metazoa, Arthropoda, Insecta, Lepidoptera, Papilionidae. The record is from the annotation of a GenBank genome assembly.